AUCGUGGAGCAAUGAAGACUCUCUGCCUGCGGUUAGCUCUGCUGGCCUGCCUCAUGGUGAAAGUCUACGGCAAGAUCUUCAGUCGUUGUGAACUGGCAGCAAUACUGCGACGCUGGGGAAUGGAUGGGCACGAGGGCUACGGCUUGGAUGACUGGAUCUGCUUGGCAUAUUUUGCGAGCCAUUUCAACACAGCUGCUGUGACCCAGAACUCAGAUGGGACUUCUGAGUAUGGCAUUUUCCAGCUCAACAGUCGCUUUUGGUGUGCCGACCACCACAGCAGUUCGAAGAACUUAUGUAGUUUGUCUUGUCGUGAUUUGGUGACUGAUGAGAUUAUCGACGACAUAAUUUGUGUCAAGAGAGCUGUAGCAGGUCCAGAAGGUUUGGGAGCCUGGGAUGGCUGGCGAAAUCAUUGCCGUGGAAGAGACCUGCAUUACUGGACAGUUACUUGUAACCUGUGA
Messenger RNA from Python bivittatus (Burmese python), 458 nucleotides. Its product is annotated as lysozyme C, milk isozyme-like. The record is from RefSeq and is a predicted model, not a curated record. NCBI's taxonomy places the organism in Eukaryota, Metazoa, Chordata, Lepidosauria, Squamata, Pythonidae. Gene Ontology annotation, molecular function: lysozyme activity.